GUUAAGGGGAGGAUUUUUGGGCUUUGUGCUUAUUCCACAAGCGUCUGAAGCUGAAGAGCUUGUAAACUGGAUUAUGUUGUCGUGUGUGACUCUCCUGAUUCUUUUCAGCGUGGACUCUAAAUCAGGGUGUAGCAACUCACGGCUGCAACGGGCUCACAGCUGCUACAGACUUGCAGGAGUGCUAUUUUACACAUAUUGUUAAUGGUGAGGUGAAUGGAGAUGAGGUGUAGGUGAAAUGGUCGUUGGUCUUUGGCAGCAUUUUCUGUGGAGGUGACUUCCAAGCAGGGCUGAGCAAACGAGGCAGGACCUAGGGAGCUUCACAGGGCACAGCAGGUGUGGGGAGGGUCACCUUCACUUUCCUCAGCAAGCUCUGGAAAGCACAUUCAUCAGUGGAUAUUACCUGAGGAGCGGGCAAGCAUGUGUAUACAUGUGUGCUGCAUCAGUCCUGCGAGGAGCAUGUUUCAGCUGCGUGCACAAGGAACAAUUACAGGUGGUUGGUCCAGAAGCAUCUCUUGUUGCUGUAACUGGUGAAGAUAUGAUUCUGCCCUGUUUUAUCAAACCCACCACCAGUGCUGUGGACAUGACAGUGGAGUGGUUCAAACUCUAUGUAAAGGAUUCAUUAGUGCAUCUCUAUAGGGAUCAUGAAGACAGAAAUGAAAAUCAGGCUCAGUCCUACAGAGGAAGAACAUCAAUGUUUAAAGAGGAGCUACAGAAAGGCAAUGCUUCACUCAAACUCUCAGAUCUCCGGGUCUCAGAUGAAGGAUUUUACAAGUGUCUUGUUGAGGACAAAUCCUGGUCUGAUGACAUCACCGUGAAUGUCACUGUUGAGGCUCAGGGAAGCCACCCAGUGAUCAGGAUGGAGAGUUUUGAUAACUCAGGAGGGAUUAAUCUAGUAUGUGAGUCUAGAGGCUGGAUCCCUGAACCUGAGAUUCUGUGGCUGGACAGAGAAGGAGUCACUCUGACUGCUGAAGAUACACAGAUACACAGAGAUACCGAGGGCUUCAGCGUUAAACGCCGCAUCACUGUUUAUGAUUCUAGUGACUCCAACAGGUUUUACUGCAGACUACUUCAAAAACAUCACAUGAUGGAGGCAGAGGUUAUCAUUAAUAGUAAAUUCUUUGAUGCUUGGAAAUGGAUUGUCAGCAUUUCAGUUACAGCAUGCCUUGUUGCUGUUGGAUUGAUGAUAACUGCAUUUAUUUGUCACAAGGAAGAGAUUCAAAAGGAGAAGCAGUUCACAGACUUUGUAAAGAAAAAGCUGUAUGCAGUUGAUGUGACUCUGGAUCCUGAUACAGCUCAUCCUGAACUCAUCCUGUCUGCUGAUGGAAAAGAAGUGAAAUGUGGAGUCAAGUGCCAGGAUCUCCCUGAUACACCACAGAGGUUUAAUGAAUCUGUUAAUGUUCUGGGAAAGGAGAGUUUCUCCUCUGGGAGAUUUUAUUAUGAGGUGCAGGUCAAACAGAAAACUGCGUGGAUAUUAGGAGUCAUUGGAGAAAAUGUUAACAGGAAGGGGAAGAUUACAAUGAGGCCUCUGGAUGGAUUGUGGACUGUGGCUAUGUGGGAUGAGCAUCAUUACUGGGCUUAUGAAGACCCCUCUGUCCCCCUCCCAUUGAGAAAGAAGGUGGAGGUGGUGGGGGUGUUUGUGGAUUAUGAGGAGGGUCUGGUCACCUUUUAUGAUGUGAUGUCCAGCUCUUGUAUUUACUCUUACACCAAUCAGUCUUUUACGGAAAAUCUCUACCCUUUCUUCAGUCCUCGGGCCAAUGCUGGAGGUAAAAAUUCAGCACCACUGAUCAUCUCUCCUAUAAUUAAAGACUGAAUGAAUUUUCACCUCACAAAUGUCUUCUUCUACUUUCGGCUUUAACCGUCAAAGGUCGACAAAGCAAAUCAUCUGUUUCCACAAAUAUAUUCCUCAGGCACCUUCUCACUCUCUCACCUGUUGAGCAAUCUAGAUAAAAACUGCUUUCUACAUCCCACUCUUCCUAGCAUCUUCCUCCAAAUGCUGUCCUGUACUUUCUUGAUCCCCCACCAUGUUUCCUUAUCCUAUUUUCUCCUUCCAGAUGACACACCUAGCACCCUCCUCACUUCUGCUGUAGGUUCCAAGUCAGCUGGAAGCUCUUCCUGAUCACACAAAGCCUGUUUCAGCUUCUGUUUGAAUUCCUCACAACAUUCUUACACCACUUGGUCUUCUUUUCUAUCUUUCCUCUCCUCUUCUUCCUGACCACCAGAGACAUCUUACACGUCACCAUCUGAUGCUGUCUCUCUCCUAACAUCACUUUGCAGUCACUAAUCUCGCUCAGAUGUCCUCUUCUACAUAGAAUGUAAUCUACCUGCAUACUCCUACUUUCACUCUUAUAUGUAACUGUGUUCCUCUCUCUUCUGGAAAUAAGUGUUAACUAAAGUCCACCACCAUCUGUCCUUCUAGGUUCCUUUCCUUAAUACCAAAUCUGCCCCUGAUCACCUCUAUUCCCUUCACCAACAUGCCUGUUGAUGUCUGUUCCAAUCACUACUCUCUCCCAUCUGGGAAUACUCUCCAUCACCUUUUAUAACUCACUCCACAAUCUCUCCUGCUCUUCUAACUCUCAGCCUACUUGUGUAGCAUAACCACUGACGACAUUCAACAUCACCCCUUCAAUUUCUUACUUCAAACUGAUCACGUUGACACUCUUUUCACCUCUAAAACAUUUACAAAUGUAUUAAUCUAUUAAAUGAGAAUUUCUACUGUUUCUGUUUAAAUUUAGAUAUGCAUGUUCCUUUUUAAUGUGCUGUAAAGUUUUAUUUGAAAUACAUUAUGUAUUUAUUUAUAUGUUUGUUGCUAAUCAAAUAUUAAUAAAAACAGUUACAGUCCA
Messenger RNA from Tachysurus vachellii, 2840 nucleotides. RefSeq names its product butyrophilin subfamily 1 member A1-like. The transcript has 9 exons. Gene Ontology annotation, molecular function: protein binding. Lineage: Eukaryota; Metazoa; Chordata; Actinopteri; Siluriformes; Bagridae. Bases 428 to 1810 code for a protein of 460 amino acids. The record is from RefSeq and is a predicted model, not a curated record.